CUACUAUAAAGCUAGCAUCAGCGUAGCUCUCAAUAGUGCUGUACGACGCUCAUUCCUGUUCUCGAUCAUUUGAAACUAGUCAUGUCUUUAACGUACCUCCCCCUCUUCAUCACGCUCCUUAGGGGUGCAUCAGCUUUGCCUGCUACAAGCUACUCGUUGAUAGACACGUACGAUUACACGAACUGGCUCAGCAAGUUCAGUGUCCAGAGUAUCUCAGACCCAACUCAUGGCUAUGUAAACUAUGUCACUCAAGCUCAAGCCCAAUCGGAAGGAUUGCUCAAGACCGUCGGCAACCAAGUCUACAUUGGCGUUGACAGCACGAGCCAUCUCGACCCUAAUGGUGUCGGUCGCGACAGCGUAAGGCUGCAGAGCAACCCAUCCUACAAUCACGCUUUGGUCAUUGCAGAUAUCGCCCAUAUCCCAGGCAGUGAUUGCGGGGCUUGGCCAGCUUUUUGGAUGGUCGGCCCAAAUUGGCCGAAUGAAGGGGAAAUUGACAUCGUAGAAGGCGUCAACCUCAACACCUACGAUCAAGUCACGCUGCACACCUCCUCUGGCUGCGUCCCAUCCGUCGGCUCUGGCGGUAUGUCCGGCACGUCAACCGGGAACGCAGACUGCGGCGCCAGCGGCGGCUACACAGGCUGUGGCGUUGUCAGCGGUUCUGCUACGAGCUACGGCACCGCCUUCAACGCAAACGGCGGUGGUGUUUACGCCACCCUCUGGACCAGCUCGGGCAUCGAAGUUUGGUACUUCCCCGAGAACAGUGUUCCUGGUGACAUCAAGAGCGGCACACCGAAUCCUGCGGGCUGGGGCCAGCCUAUUGCGAACUAUGCGGGCUGCAAUUUCGAUGCGCAUUUCCAGAAUAUGAAUAUUAUCUUCGAUAUCACCUUCUGCGGCGACUGGGCGGGGUCCGUCUGGAGCUCCUCGUCGUGCGCGUCUAUCAAUCCGAGCUGCCCGGCAUAUGUGGCGAGUGAACCACAAUCGUUUGCCGAUCAGUACUGGCUUGUAAACUCUGUCAAGGUCUACAGUGUCUCGUAGGGUGAUCGAGGACUCCUUGAGGAUAACUUUCCUUGUAUAUAUUUCAGCUUGGCCGAGGCCGUGUCCAUACUCCACGUCUUCUCUUCAUGUUCAUAUUUCUCUUCACGUCCAUACUAUUGUUCGAUUGAUGGUAACUUCAUUCUACGCUGGGAAUUGUAAAGGGAUAUCGCGGUCGCUACAGUGUAUAUAGUCCGUCCAGUGCCAUCUUCUACCUCAAACCCAACCACGCAAACCGCUAUCUCUCAAUACCACCU
Molecule: messenger RNA, 1289 nt
Organism: Mytilinidion resinicola
Lineage: Eukaryota; Fungi; Ascomycota; Dothideomycetes; Mytilinidiales; Mytilinidiaceae
Product: mixed-linked glucanase precursor
Exons: 6
Coding region: 82-1035 (317 amino acids)
Biological process (GO): glucan catabolic process
Molecular function (GO): hydrolase activity, hydrolyzing O-glycosyl compounds
Source: RefSeq, a predicted model, not a curated record